Molecule: messenger RNA, 1114 nt
Organism: Homarus americanus (American lobster)
Lineage: Eukaryota; Metazoa; Arthropoda; Malacostraca; Decapoda; Nephropidae
Product: four-domain proteases inhibitor-like
Exons: 5
Coding region: 26-568 (180 amino acids)
Molecular function (GO): protein binding
Source: RefSeq, a predicted model, not a curated record
GGGCGAGAGUGUUCAGUACAACACCAUGAAGUUUGCCAUACUCCUACUGCUCUCUACAGCCCUCCUUGCGAGUAGCCAGGAUGACUGUGAUGACGGCUGCACAGACGAGUGGAACCCCGUGUGUGGGACAGAUGGCCUCACCUACAGUAACCUCUGCUACCUGGAGCUGGCCGAUUGUCUCAGUGAUGCCGACAUUAAAAUAGAUCAUCAAGGAGAGUGCGACGACUGCCAGUUCGGGUGCUACGAGGUGUGGGACCCCGUGUGUGGCUCCGACAACAUCACCUACAGCAACCCGUGUGAGCUGCACCGGGCAGACUGUCUCUCCUCCGACCAGAUAAUAGAGGAUUAUACGGGAGAGUGCCAGCCCGUAUUACAUAACCUAGUACCACACUGCAACGACUCCGUGUUGGACAAAGACUGCAGCACCAACUUCUUUGCUCCCGUGUGUGAGCUUAGCGGCACUACCUACCGCACCGUGUGUGAUCUCUGCCAGGCUGAGAUAAUUGCACAGAUGAAUGGCGAGAACAUUAUUUAUGUCAUCAAUCACCUGGGUCCGUGUCAUGACUAGCGAGGAGGAACACUCGUCACUCCCUGGGAGCCGUAUUGUGUGUGUGUGUGUCCCUCUAUAACCCCCCACUAACUUCACCCUCCUCCUACCACCUUGUGAAUAAUUAUACUGAGUCGAUCUGUGAGUCAAGUCGUUGAGGCAGUCAGUUAUUCGGGAUACUGUCUGGCUCACCAUCACGCCAUCCCUCCUCGUGAAUCAAGCUGCCUCUAGUUUUUUCCGGUGUACUGACAUCAAAAUAGACUUCUGUGUCUUUAUUUUUAUUAUUUUUACUAUUGUGAGUUCUUCAGUCCCACAGUGUUUGGGCUUGAUGAUGAUGAUGAUGAUGAUGAUGAUAUAUUGAUGUGAAUACUAAUUCUAUUUAUACUAAUAACAAUACUACUACUACUACUACUACUACUAUUAGUACUAUUCAAGGGAAAUAUUCAGUAGCUAAGUGAUAUGCCACAAGAGGCGCUGGUGUCGCUUCUCACCCACCCAAAAACAACAGACAAUAAGUUUGCUCCAUCAAUAAUAUGUUUGUACACCAUAAAUAAUUAUCUGUGAGAA